Clunio marinus is the source of this 210-nucleotide messenger RNA. The record is from the annotation of a GenBank genome assembly. Lineage: Eukaryota; Metazoa; Arthropoda; Insecta; Diptera; Chironomidae.
AUGUCGACAACACCAGGAAAAGAACACAAUACACAAUCACAUAAUACACAAAUUCGAUUGGAAAAUUGCAAUCUUUAUGUAAUGAACACUCACUGUAAGAAUUGCAUGAAAGGUACGAAACCAUUGGAAGUUUCGCUUCAUGCUAGGGAAAAGACUAAUUAUCGUCAAAUAUCCGUAACUCAUCAUGCAUUGUAUGUGGAAUUGUCAUAG